AUGCAGCUAUCGUGCUUGCCGACUCCAGUCGACUGCCGCGCCGGCAGCUGCGUCAAAGCACAGGUCGCAGAUGCUAACUGGAAGCUGCAACAAUGGCGAGGGGACAUCAGCAGAGACUACUUUGAGGAGGAGAUCGUGCCACAAUCCCCCCGGACCAUCCUUCCCCUGGCCAGGAUCGCGGCAAGGGGCCACGGCUUCCUGUCCGGUGCAGAGUUGGCCGGCUUUGACGCUGCGCAGGACGGCGCGCGGAAGGCCGGUGAAGCAAAGACUAUGGCGGUGGAUGUUGCGCCCAUACCAGGAUAUGAUCCCUCGUCGAUUGCCGGCUGGAGUCUGCAUCCGCCGUCUUCGGACCAGGCCGAGGCAGAGCCGGCUGCCUCGGACAGCGCCUUCCAGACUGCCGUGGUGGAGCCCGACCUCAUCUUUGAUUCUGUCUUUCCAGAGGAACCCUUGCCUGGACGCCCACAGCACCGAAUGGUGCCAAAGGAUGUGGCUGCUGCGGGGAAGGUGCACGCGGGCGUGCAGACUCGGCCAGAGGAGCUCGAGAUCCGCGAAAGCAGCAACCAGCGCUUUGCGCGUGAAGCAGUUGCCAGGAUUGGGCUGGUGCCGCUGACCAUUUGUGAUGCUGCCGCGUGCCCGGAAUUCAGACUGCAACGAUGCCAUGUG
Symbiodinium necroappetens is the source of this 663-nucleotide messenger RNA. Lineage: Eukaryota; Dinophyceae; Suessiales; Symbiodiniaceae. The record is from the annotation of a GenBank genome assembly.